GAGCCACAACCUCUUGAAGUAGACUUGCAGCUUCUCAGUGAACACUUUUAUUAGCAUUUGCCUGUAUUCUGUGAGAAAUAGAAGAAAUACAAACAAAUCGCCCAGAUUUUCAAAAUGUUCACCAAAAGGCAAAGUGAUUUCAACAGCGACUCUGAUACAGAUAACGAAGCCAAGGAUCCUUCCAUCAAGAAAAGAAAGUCUGAAGGGGGUUUGGAUAACUCAAGGGGUUCUAACCUCGAAAUCCCGUUAUCAGUAAAAGCAGUCAUCAGUAAGAUUGAGCAAGCAAAGCUCCUUCGGGCCAAAGAGGAUAUUCUUACACGGCUGAUUCAAAUAAUGAACAAAGUGGAGCUGAUAAUGACUCGUUACACGAUCGACAGCUCAUCCCCUGGGAGGAAGGGCUCCCUCACAGAAAACCAGAAAAAGAAGAGAAAGAUUUUCUUAGAGAAGAUAGCUGAAUAUAUUAAUAUGAUUGAUAUGAGAGAAAGGAUCCUCAUCAAACUGUUGUCCUGGCUAGAAGAAUGGAAUUUCAUUCUGUCUGAGGUGGCCGAGAUUGAUAUUGAGGAUUACCACCACUGGGCUGCAGAAAUGGAAAUCAUGCCGGAAACACUGAAAAACAUUGACGGCAAUGUCAACACUCUGUGUCAAAUCACUAUGUCGCUUUUUGAAGACAGGAAGAGACAAAAGAAAAAAUUAUUGACUCGCGGCACUCUCUGGAAAGCUUGGAAGGAACGUGUUGUAAAGCGACCAGCCACGGCCCAUGCUUUAAGACCAGAUCAGAUGAUCUGUGACCAAUUUGCAUUAAACACUAAAGUUUCAGAAAUUCAAGACAUGUUACAGGAACUCAUCAGCACAGGUAUGUUCAGCAAACUGGAAAACAACGCCAUCAAAUACAUCUCAGCAACAAUGCUGAAUCUCUCCAAAGCCUUGAGUACAGUCAAGGAGGAGCUGAAGCUCUUAAGCUCCCAAGUUACCAACCUGAUUGGGGAUAAAGAAGGGGGAGAAGAGGAAGAAGAAGAAGAAAAAGAAAUCCCAAAGAAGGCCUUCCAAGAGCUCUGUGAAGAAAAUGAAAUGCUUCAUCAGAGACUUAAAGAGAGUGAGGAAAAGAGCGAGCAACUUAUUCGAAUCAAAAAUUUUCUAGGACGUCAACUAUUGUUCCCAUCUGCAUCCUUGAGAACGUUAGUUGCAAAAGUACCUACAGGCAAAGAUAUGGAGCCAGAGGAGAUUGACAGUCUUUUAAACAAAGAGCUUGAAAAUAUUAUAGAUGAGUCCCAGAAGAAAGGGGUCAGAGUCCCUGCAAUAAAGUGGGACUCGACUAAGGCAUACGUAGCCCAAGGCGAAGCGGCUCCAGCUGAAGGUCAGGCUGAUUAUACCCAGAGAAAGCCAUACCUUCCGGUCCCACAGUCAGUCGAGUCCUUGGCUGGAAAUCUAGAGGAGGAAAGGGUACUCUUGGAUAUUGAGACUAGUGAAUUUGAUCUACAAGCACUGGACAUGAUACAAAAAGACGAGAAAUCCUUUUUAGAAGGCAAACUGAAGGGCCCAGAAGUCCAGAGUGGAACAGGUAGCAUGUGGGAUCGGCUCAAGAAGGUCAGAUCACAAUACACAGUUGGAAAAAGCCCAGUGCCAUCAGAGGAUAAAAUAGAACCCACUGUUAGGCCAAAGGAAAAAGAAGCCAAGACAGAAGUAGAACUGCCCAAGAUAAUCCAGCCGGAACCCCCCGAGCUGCACAAACCAGAAACCAAAGGGAAAAAGCCCGUGCCAGGGAAGACUGAAGACACGCCGAGCUCCACAAAAGUACGUGGUAAAUUAAAGCCCAGGACCCCUAAACAAAGGACAAUAAGCCCCGAAGGCUGGAGUAAUCUAGAACCAUUUCAAAGAGCCAUAUUGGCUUUCCUAAGAGAGAAAAUGAACAAUGUAGGAAAGGCUUUUGAUCCAAAGAGUAUACAGGAAGAGGUGGACGCGUUAGGAAGAGCAGAAGUUGAAAAAUUAAACACCGUAAAGUUAAAAAUGGAGGAAUACAUCCAAAAAGUGACUGAAACUGUGACUAAAACCUUGAGGACAUACAAAGAUGCAAGAAAGAAACAAUUUAUAGAGAUAGUCCUCAAACAAAAGUUAGUCCUUGCUACACCACAGCCGCUUCCUAAGCAGACAUCCAUGAGUUCCAAGGCUGAAAUCAGAAACGUUCUCUUAAGUGAGAUGACAGACCCCGUGAUUAGGAAACUUGUUCAAACACUCUUGGAUGAGCUAGAGGGAGAACAGGAGGGCACGGCAGUGGGCAGAAGGAUGGAGGAAAGGCAAGAGCAACAAAAGCAGGAAGAGGAGGCCUGGAAAGAAGAGCAAAGACUUCAAAGGGAGAGCGAGCAAAAGCAGAGAGGAGCUCAGGAGACCGACGAGGAGAAGCUGAAGGCCGUGAGAGAUGCAGAAGACAGCCAGCGGCUGAAAGGGGGCAAGUGGAAACAGCUAGCAAAGACUGAAUCCCAGGCUAAAGAGUUGUCAAAGAUGUUCACCCAGAGUGCAGUGGUGCUAACACCCAGGUGGAUGAAAGUCCUGAAACCCCUGACGAGUCAAGUGCAGUUAUUCCAAGCGGAUCCUGACGCGGUGGAGCACCCCGAGGAGAAGCAGCCCUCCUCUUCCAGGGCCCUCCUUGACUUUGCACGGCCCCUCCCAAGGCCUAUCCCUGAGUUGGCCCAGAUAGCUUCGGUUUCAAUGCCACAGGCUCCGAGUGGUCCUCCUAGUCAUGAACCCACGGAAAAAGCACAGAGCGCUCCUCCCACAGCAGGACAGGAACAAGAACUAGGGUCUCAGCUGACAGUUCCUGGCAUCCUGGAGCAGACAUCCACACCAGAGCAAAUACAAAUCCCACAAACAACUGCUGAACAAGUACAGAUAUCUGGGGUCACAGUUACCCAAAGAACAGUUCUACCCCUCCAGCAGAUCCAAGCAAAAGACAUUACCCUCACCUCUCCGGAGGUCCUGGAUCAGGGGAUCACUCUCACUCCUGAUCAGGCCCAGGCCCUGGGCAUCACUCUUACCCCUGAGCAAGCCAAGGCCCAGAGGAUUCACCUGACCCCUCAACAGGCCCAGACCUUAGGGAUCACCCUCACUCCUGAGCAGACCAAGGCCCAGAAGAUCAGCCUGACCCCUCAACAGGCCCAGACCCUAGGGAUCACCCUCACCCCUUGGCAGGCCCAGGGCCUGGGGCUCACUCUUACUCCUGAGCAGACAAAGGCACAGAGGGUCAGUCUGACCCCUCAACAGGCCCAGGUCCUGGGGGUCUCUCUCACCCCCCAGCAGGUCCAAGCACAAAGGAUUAAUCUCACCCCUGAACAGGCCCAGGCCCUGGGGCUAGCCCUCACUCCACAGCUGACCCAAGCGCAGGGACACCUUUUAGUCUCUCAGCUGGCGCAAGCACAACAGAUCACCAUCACCCCAGAGCAGGCCCAAGCCCUGGGAAUUGCUCUCACCCCUCAGCAGGUCAAGGUCCAGGGGAUCAGUCUGACCCCUCAGCAAGGCCUGGCUCUAGGGAUGACUCUCACCCUUGAGCAGGCCCAAACACAGGGAAUUAUUCUCACCCCUGAGCAGGCCCAGGCCCUGGGGCUAACUCUCACCCCUGAGCAGACUCAGAGGGUCAGUUUGACCACUGAGCAGGCCCAGGCCCUGGGGAUAACUCUCACCCCUGAGCAGGCCCAGGCUCUGGGAAUUACUCCCACUCCCAAACAAGGCCCAUCACAGGAGAUAAGCCUCAGUCCCAAGGAUGCCCAGGCUCUGGGGCUCACACUUACCCCUCAGCAGGCCCAGGCCCUAGGAAUCACUCUCUCUCCUGAGCAGGCCCAGGCUCUGAGGAUUGCUCCUACCUUCCAACAGGCUGAAGUUACUCUGACCCCUGAGCAGGUCCGGGCCCUGGAGAUUUCCCCCCCCACUGAGCAGACUCACACCUUGGGGAUCUCUCUCAGUCCACAGCAGGCCCAGGACCUGGGAAUCACUCUAACCCCUAGGCAAGCCAAGAUACAGAAGAUAUGUCUGACCCCUGAACAGGCCCAGGCCCUGGGAAUCACUUUCACCCCUGAGCAGGCCAGAGAACGGAGAAGCAGUCUCACCCCUGAGCAGGCCCGGGCCCUGGGGCUCACUCUCUCCCCUGUGCAGGCCAGGGCCCAGAGAAUCAGUCUGACCCCUGAGCAGGCUGAAGCCCUGGGGAUUACUCUUUCUCCUGAGCAGACUGAAGCCCUGGGCAUCAGUUUCACUUCUUCAAGGUUACAGAAACGGGGCACUCUUCCUCCAAAGAAAUUCCGGGGUUUGGAUGCUCCAUUAACCCCUAAACAGGCAGCAACAUUGAGGGGCCGUCCUACUACAGAGCAGAUUCAACCCCUAAAAAUUCCUAUUAUCCCGGAGUCUAUCCAGAGACCCAAACCAGCUGUGGCUUCUAAACAGACCCAGACAGUUGGAAUCCCACUAAACACUCAAUGGUCCCAGCAAUUUGGAGUUCCACUUCCACAGAGGCGGGGCAAGGCAUUGGGAAUCCCCCUCAUACCAGGGCAACCCCAAGCAUUUGAGCAAGUACAGGCGUUGCAACCUCCCCGUACACCCUGGCAGUCCCCGUUGCUGGGCCAACUUGGUCCAGGAGAGACACAAACACUAAUGUUCACCAUCACGCUUGACAGAGCCCAGGAUUUGGGUGUCAUUUUUACGCAGGAGCAAACUCAGGCAGCGGCUGUCACCCUUACCUCUGAGCAGGUGGCAGUAUUAGAAGAUGCGCUCACUGAAGAACUGGCCUGGAAAUGGGGGGGGUUCAUCAUGCCAGAAAAGGCUCAAGGGGCAGCAAAUAUCAUGACUCCUGAGCAAUUACAAGCACCAGGAAUCGCUGGGUAUCCGCCAGCAUUUCGUAUUCCUCUUACCUCAGAAAAGCCUGCUGCAUUGGUUCCUUCUCCCGACAGACUACUUCAACAAUUGCAGGAUUUUUCUCUAUCUAUUCCAUUGCAGAAAUUAAGGCAAACCCCACUUCCUCCUAGGACAGGCCUAGGACUGAACAUUCUUCCUGACUCUGAGAUGCUUGAAGAACCACACAUCUCUCCUACCUACAGACAGAUUCUAACAGACAGAGGGCAAGUCAGCCCCACACAGCUCCUAACACCAGAAGUCCCUCCUACCCGAAGGCAGCUCCCAAAACCUGAGACUCCUUCCACUCCACAGCUGCCCUUUGUUCCUUGGCAUUUCUUCAAAACUGGAGACAUUCAGCCACCUCUAAUACCAGAAAUCCCCUUCCCCUCCAGAAGGUUGACACCACCUCCCACAGCUGGAGUCCUCUCCACUUCUGGAGAGUUUCCUGGAGGCUCUGCUGUCUACAAGGACCUCCUACUAUCCAGAUUCUCCCCCUACCAGCCUCCAGCCAUCGGCGAACAAAUUCCCUACAUGCAAGGACAGCAAAUGGUCACUGCUGAGCUCUCAAUCCCUGGAGGGCCUCAGAGAAUUUCUCCCUCUUCAGUCCCUCAGAAAUGGUCAGGAGCUGUUCCCCCUCCAAAACCUUUCCCUACAGAGAAGAUCCGAAUAGCAAAGGUUCCUGGCACUUCGGAAGAAACUGGGGUACUCCAAGAUUCUUUCGACAUGAAACCACUUGGAAUGUUCCAGCCUUAUGUCACCGGUUCUGGGAUACCAGGAUCAAAGCUCCCGCACGAUGGUCUAGAGAAGCCUACUGUGUCACCAACGUCUCUCAACACUCAAGUCUCCCACACAUCACAGGCCUUACCUUCUGCAAGGGGCCAGAGACCACGGCUUCCCGCUAUAGACAAGCCCUGGAUACUAACCCCAGCUUCUGACACCAGGAAAGCCAAGACCAUGGGGUUCACUCUCCCUGCCCAGCUCCCUGAAGACAGAUACUUCGUUGAUGUGGAGGCUCAAAGGAAGAACCUGGUUAUAUUAAAUGAGGCUGCACAAACUUCUGGAUUCCCUCCCCAGUACCACACAAUUGCCAGGAAUCUCAUAAUAGAACUGCUUCAUAUGAAUACAGUUAGGCUGGGGUAUCUGUGCCGCAAGUAUGUUGCCUAUAGGCUGAUCCAGCUGGCCAGAAACAACAUAACCAAACGAUUAAAAGCCAUCCAAAAUACUGGGAAAGGGUAUGAGGCUCAGAACCUGUACAUCAUGCUGGACAGAAUUGAUCAAUACCAGAAGAGGGUGAUGCGGUUCUGGACAGACAAGCAGAAGGAACUAGAACGGAGGCGGAAGCAGUGCCUGUGGUCCAUGAUGCAGGUAUUCAGCCAGAUCGAAAAGGUGUUUAAACUAAAUCUUAGCCAGCCUGUGCCCUUGGUCUCUGGCUUUAAGCAGAUACCCGAUUUUACCAAAACUCAACGUCCAGUCUUAGAGUUAUUCACUGAAGACAACAAAAAGCCCGGCAUUUUCAAGACCUUUGGGUAUGUACAGACUCAGGUGGAGUCCAUCUGGAAUGCUGACCUGUCCACUUCAAGCUACCCGAUAAUGGAGAAGACAUCUUUGAAUACGCUCUGGACACAGCUGGGAGGGUACCCGGAUAUUCCCCGGCUGCUGCAGUUAGAUAUUCAAUGGACCUUCAGAAAAGCUCUUGCUUCCCUUCGGUCUCAGUGA
Molecule: messenger RNA, 6588 nt
Organism: Microtus ochrogaster (prairie vole)
Lineage: Eukaryota; Metazoa; Chordata; Mammalia; Rodentia; Cricetidae
Gene: Fam186a
Product: family with sequence similarity 186 member A
Exons: 9
Coding region: 115-6588 (2157 amino acids)
Source: RefSeq, a predicted model, not a curated record